Molecule: messenger RNA, 3763 nt
Organism: Megalops cyprinoides (Indo-Pacific tarpon)
Lineage: Eukaryota; Metazoa; Chordata; Actinopteri; Elopiformes; Megalopidae
Product: T-box transcription factor TBX2b-like
Exons: 7
Coding region: 501-2597 (698 amino acids)
Biological process (GO): positive regulation of DNA-templated transcription; regulation of transcription by RNA polymerase II; cell fate specification
Cellular component (GO): nucleus
Molecular function (GO): RNA polymerase II cis-regulatory region sequence-specific DNA binding; DNA-binding transcription factor activity, RNA polymerase II-specific
Source: RefSeq, a predicted model, not a curated record
AGCUGUCAAAACCACGCCUAUAGGGACCCACAAUUGGUCCAGAAAGCGUAAAAUCCGCAAUCAAAGGGGCUUGGUUCAUUAGUGUACGGACCGGAGCAGGAAAGACAUGUGAGAGUCACAGCUCCGCAGUGAACGAGGCAAGAACAAAUCAGUUUCAACUCCGUGUCCGCGGACGAUGACUGCUCUCGCCAGCGCACCCACAUCUUAAGGGCAAUCUUAUUUUUCUGAACGUGACUUUUGGAAAAAGGAAACUCUGAAUCUCCCUCCAGAGGGCUGCUACAUGACUGGUAUUAUUGUUACGGGGCUUCUAUGAAACAAUAACGUGGUAUUUAGGAAGCAGCUCUUUUCGCUUACGUUUUUUUUCACUUCGUAUACCCAGCGCUUGUCAUUCUUGGCACCGUAGUCGGUGCUGUUUCUGUACUUGUAACUGCAAGGCAAUACUUCAUUCAGCUGGAGACGUACUGGAGACACACUGCCUUCGCUGGGGGAAAACUUAACACAUGAUAAUUUCACCUCGCAUUUUGGAUGCACCGAUGAGAGAUCCAGCUUUCGCAGGGGCUGCUAUGGCUUAUCACCCAUUCCACGCUCAUCGGCCGGCCGAGUUCCCCAUGUCAGCCUUCCUCGCGGCCGCUCAGCCUUCGUUCUUCCCCGCGCUGACGCUGCCGCCCGGAGCUCUCACCAAGCCAAUCCCAGACCAUACACUGGCUGGAGCCGCGGAAGCAGGACUCCAUCCGGCUUUGAGUCGUCAUCAUCAGGCACAUCUUCGCACUCUAAAGAGCCUGGAGCCGGAGGAAGAGGUUGAAGACGACCCGAAAGUCACGCUGGAAGCCAAGGAUUUGUGGGACCAGUUCCAUAAAUUUGGAACCGAGAUGGUUAUAACCAAAUCUGGGAGGAGAAUGUUCCCUCCCUUCAAAGUUCGAAUAAACGGUCUUGAUAAAAAAGCCAAGUACAUCCUUCUGUUGGAUAUAGUUGCCGCUGACGACUGCCGUUAUAAAUUCCAUAACUCCCGUUGGAUGGUUGCGGGAAAGGCCGACCCGGAGAUGCCUAAACGGAUGUACAUCCACCCCGACAGCCCAGCCACGGGAGAACAGUGGAUGGCGAAGCCUGUUGCUUUUCACAAACUCAAAUUAACCAACAAUAUAUCGGACAAGCAUGGAUUUACUAUUCUGAAUUCUAUGCAUAAAUACCAGCCCAGGUUUCACAUCGUAAGAGCCAACGACAUACUGAAACUCCCGUACAGCACGUUCAGGACGUACGUGUUCCCGGAGACCGACUUCAUCGCCGUCACUGCAUAUCAAAAUGACAAGAUCACGCAGCUGAAAAUUGAUAAUAACCCUUUUGCCAAAGGGUUCAGAGAUACCGGGAAUGGGAGACGGGAAAAGAGAAAGCAGUUAACCCUUCCCUCACUGCGUCUGUAUGAAGAUCACUGCAAAAUCGACCGGGACGGCGGCGAGUCGGAUGCCUCCUCUAGCGAACCCACGGUUGGAAGGGACGCAUCACGCUCACCACUCGGACCUGUUUCCAGCCCGCCGAGAUUCACCCGAUUCAGUCGAGACGACAAAAGUUGCAACGACAGCGAUCAGGAACUAGACCAGCACGAGGGUUUUGCACCAGCGAGCAGCCUGGCCCCCGAGCCUCCAUCUUCUCUAAGUCCUAGAUGUGAGGAUGUUGUGAAGGACAGGUCGAGCACGGAGGAGAGAGGGGAGUAUCCGGAAUCGCGGAAACAGAACGAUUCGAUAUUCAGCAUCAGAAACCUAGAAAAGGAUAAGUCGGAAAACAGACACAGAAAAGAGACAGAGUCUGGCAAGAAGGACACGGACAGCGGAAGUCUUAGCGGGGGCAAGGAAGGCUUCUCCCCACUAAUGGUGCAGACAGAGAGUCCUUCACACCUCAGCGCGGGACACCUGCAGAGUUUGGCCCUUUCUGGUUUGCACAAUCAGCAGUUUUUUAACCCUUUAAACACCGGACAGCCUCUGUUUAUCCACCCGGGACAGUUCGCAAUGACUCCCGGAGCAUUCUCUGCUAUGGGAAUGGGGCAUUUACUGGCAUCGGUAUCUGGAGCUAGUGGCUUGGAGAACGGCAGCCUGUCCGCGCAGGGCACGGGCAGCACACCGAGCCCCUUCCCCUUCCACCUAUCACAGCACAUGCUUGCCUCUCAGGGUAUUCCAAUGCCUGCUUUUGGGGGACUCUUCCCAUACCCGUACACGUAUAUGGCAGCAGCAGCCGCUGCGGCCUCGGCUCUACCAUCCAACAGCGCGCCCACCUCACUCUCCAGGAAUCCCUUUCUGAGCAGCUCCCGGUCCCGCCUACGAUUCAGCCCCUACCAACUCCCCGUGUCUAUCCCUCAAAGCACAAACCUGCUCACCACCGGACUGCCAAGCAGCCUGACCGCGAGCAACGAAUCAUCGAAGCCCGGCAGCAGGGAGAAUAGUCCUGCGCCUGAACACCACAACCACAAACAUGGGGCCAGUCACAGAACCGGUUCCCCCAAAACAUCUUUGAAGGACUCCAUCAACGAACUCCACAAUAUACAGAGACUGGUCAGCGGGCUUCAGAGAGAGAGAGAAUCUUCCCCGAGUAGAGACUCCCCUAAGUGAUCGAGACAAGUUCUCAAAUCCAAUCUACCGCCUGGCUCGAGGCAUUCCAACACUCUGAGGAAAUAAUCUUGUAGGCUAUAUCACGCUGUAGAGUGUAUAAUUUGUGUUCGGUUGGACCAAAUGACCGACAGGAGACACAGGCCCCAUCUUAAAUUAUAAUUUAGGGGUACGCUUUCAUCCGGACAAAAGAACUGCCACAAUUUUCAAAAUGACAUAUUGGGUCCGUCAUGGUGUCCAUGUUAUGGUGGCUUCAGUAGGAAGGAAAAUUGAUGUAAAGAUUUUUGAGACGCCGACAAACAGCUGUCUUACUGAAAAGCGAAUUGGGGACGAAAGUAUUACCACUCAUGGGGCCAGUAAGACCUUCAGAGCCGCAGCAGAAACUGGUGAAAGGGUCACCCGUAUUAAAAAGUUACUCGCCGCGGUAAGCAUGAAGCUUGUUUAAAAUGAAGCAGUACGAUCAGGAAUGUGGUUGCUCAUUUACCCUCUCGGAACAACAGAAAUACGAUGGUGUUUCUCGAAGGAGGGUAGAUCAAACAGAUUAUGAGCUCUAUCCAAAAACACAUGUAUUUCAAAAGGGAUUUGCGAUAAAAUGUUCCGUUAUAAAACUGAUUUCUUUAACAGUUUGUGGACAAUCGGAUAAUUAUAUCAGAACUAUUUAUGUAAUUAAAAGAAAAGUAAUUUUGUAAAUAAGCUAAAAGGAUCCCAAAAUAUGCAAAUUGGUUUUAAUUUAUUUAAAGGUGUACAUUGCUGUGUAUAUAAUAUUAAGAGUUUAACUUGUUGCAUUUUUUCACUUUACAUAAACAUAUAUUGUAAAUGAAAAUUAUGUAGCGCUUGUUGGUUUGAAACAUAAUGUUUCUGUACCUGUGAUGCGUUGCUGUGUAUCCCGCUCGUGACACGUGAAGGACGCGUGCGUGCCAUUGUUGCAUUCUAGCAAUCGCCGACAAUACUAAUCACUAUUAAGGCUCCGAAGUGACCAUGAUUGUCCAGCGGGUCACGUGACGAGAGAAAACCUCAGGUUUGAUUUCACUCCAGCACAGAAGAGAUGUUUACAUUCCUCUUCAUGGGCGCUUUAUACAGGCCUAUUUAAAACUUAAAGCGUAUCAUUUAUGCUGGUUAUUCGGGUAAAUUGAAAUGUUUUGUUAAAUUCUUUCACAAUUUCAAUAAAA